CAAGCUGGACCCAAGCUCUGCAGCACUUCCCAUCACUCUCCUAGGAGAUGAGCCUCACCUCUCCCCCAUGCUCUGCCCAAGCAUUUUGUGGGUACAAAGAACCUGUUCUAAGAUGUCACAGGGUCAGAGUCCCUGAGGAUGCAUGAUGGAGCGGGCAGCCGGUGGCCAGUCUGAUCAGUUCUCUCGUUUUGUAGACUAACCACUGGGGCUGGGAUGUGUCUCAUGAGAAUGAGGGUAGGGCUAAGGCCAGAUCUGAAAUGGAAUCCCCUGUGCACUGUGCCAGGGUCCUGCAGUGGGGGAGGAGAGGCUGCAGAAGAGGGAAGAGUACUCUGGGGCUCGAGGCUUAAAUCCAGCCAAGACAAAAGCACUACAUCUUCUGUCUUCUGGACAAUCCAAGGUGCCUGAGGACUGUUUCCAAGGGAAAUCGAACUUGGGAGCUGAUGAAAUGGGGUGGAGGAGGAGCAAACACGGGGUGAGAAGGGGACGGAACAGGGGUGGACAAGGGGCAGGGCACAGCUCCCAGCUCAGCAGUGAGGAUGAUGAGGCCAAUUCAAUUCCUGCCUCUCUGAGCCCAAGGAGAAUAGGCUGGAGACAAUUGACCUGAUGAAUCAAGGGACCUGCCCUUCACCAGGAUGGACUCACUGGCUUCAUGGCAGCUACUGCUCUUCCUCUGUGUCACCUCCUUGGGAGAACCCCUGGCAAAGGUGGCACCUGUGGAGAAUCCUAGACCCACAGGCCAGCGGCUGGGAGCCCUGGCCCUCCUGGCACCCUGGGCACAGGGCCUGAUGUGUGUGGAGAGGAAGCCCGCGCCGGCCAGGCCGCGCCCUCGGAGGACCUCGCUGUGCCCACCCGGCGAGAGCGAGCGCUUCACGGAACCCACGGGGUCCAGCCUGUGCGCCCCACGCAAUCGCCUGAUCCCCGCACCGCGGGGCUCCGUGCUGGUGCAGAGGGAGAAGGACCUGUCCUCCUACAACUGGAACUCCUUCGGCCUGCGCUACGGCAAGCGGCGGGUAGCUGGCGGCGCUGGGCAGCAGCUGGAGUGCGGGCGCGUGGGGCUGAGCGUGCAGGCGCAGAGGCGGCCUUGAACUUCAGACCUGGGCCGGCGCCAGCUAGCGGGACUGAGGGGC
Molecule: messenger RNA, 1127 nt
Organism: Octodon degus (degu)
Lineage: Eukaryota; Metazoa; Chordata; Mammalia; Rodentia; Octodontidae
Gene: Kiss1
Product: KiSS-1 metastasis suppressor
Exons: 3
Coding region: 633-1085 (150 amino acids)
Biological process (GO): positive regulation of cytosolic calcium ion concentration; G protein-coupled receptor signaling pathway
Cellular component (GO): neuron projection
Molecular function (GO): kisspeptin receptor binding
Source: RefSeq, a predicted model, not a curated record